GUCAUGUGAUCGGACUGAGGACGAGUUUGUCUCGGGACUUUUCUCCGGCCCUUCAGCGCUCCGCCGCCCUCUGUUUGUUUGUUUUUGUUCCUUUCUUUGUUUGUUUGCUGACGUCACGGGCCACCAGACUCUGAACCAGGACCGGACCCGGCCAGUUAUCAAUUCAAAGCUCCGAAGUGUCAGAAGCGGCUCGUGCUCAGGGACCGUUUCCGCGGUCUGAGCGAAUCCUCUCUCGCUCCCAGUCCUCCCAGCAUGAGCGUCCAGCCCCGGCGUGUCCGCCUGAAGCCCUGGCUGCUGGCGCAGGUGAACAGCGGCAGGUACCCCGGUCUGCAGUGGCUCAGCGCGGACCACCGCCUCUUCCAGAUCCCCUGGAAACACGCCACGCGCCACACGCCCGUGUCAGACGAGGAGAACACCAUCUUCAAGGCAUGGGCUCUGGAGACGGGGAAGUACCAGGAGGGAGUAGAUGAACCCGACCCUGCCAAGUGGAAGGCAAAUCUGCGCUGUGCUCUGAACAAAAGCCGCGAGUUUCAGCUGAAGUAUGAUGGCACCAAAGAGACGCCGGUGCAGCCGUACAAGAUCUACGAAGUGUGCGAGCACCCCGGGAGCACAGACGGCGCUGAGGACGAUGACGAGGAGAUGCCGAACCUGAUGGACCUCUCCAUCAACCCCAGGCUGAGUGACUCCGCCCCCUUUGCCUCCUUCCCGGCUCCCUCAGAGAUGAACCAGUUCAGCCUACCCCCUAACGGGACAUUUGGACCGCCGCAUAUCCCAGUGCCUCUGCUUCCUGACAUCACCAUGACCUCUGAUCUCCAGGGUCAGGCACACUUCCUCCAUAAUGGACUUCAGGAUCUGAACGCUGCCGCUGCGCAACCAGAGCCGGACCUAAUGGAGGCCAGCAGCAUGGUGGGCGUCGAGAACCAGGCAGAGCCUCAGAACCACCAGCCCUGCAAGUACGACCUGCUGAGCAGCGUCCCACUAACAGAUCUGGACCUGAAGUUCCAGUACCGGGGCCGUACAAUGGGCUCUCUGACCGUCAGUAACCCUCAGGGCUGCCGGCUGUACUACGGACACCUGGAACCGACCCCAGAGCAGGUGGACCUGUUCGGACCUGUCAACCUCCAGCAGGUGCUGUUCCCGGGAACAUCAGAGAUGCAGAACGAGAAACAGCGAUUUUACACCGAGGCCUUGCUGGACGUGAUGGACCGCGGCCUGAUCCUGGAGAUCUGUGAGCAGGACAUCUACGCCGUCCGCCUUUGCCAGUGUAAGGUGUUCUGGUCUGGACCGGGCAUGCCAGAACACGGCCCGUCCAACCCCAUGGAGAGAGAGAAGAAGAUCAAGGUCUUCAGCCUCAAUGACUUCCUGCAAGGGCUGAUCUUGUUCCAGAAAGGCGAAGCCCCGAAUCCGCCGCCCUUCGAGAUCUACUUCUGCUUCGGGGAGGACUGGCCCGACAAUAAACCCAAAGAGAAGAAGCUUAUCAUGGUGCAGGUGAUUCCUGUGGUGGCCCGGAUCCUGACAGAGAUGUUCUCCGGAGAGCUGAGCUGGUCCACGGACAGCAUCCGGCUGCAGAUCUCAAACCCCGAUGUGAAGGAUCAGACAGUGGCACAGUUCAAAGAGUUGCAGAGGCUCCUGCAGAGCCAAAACAUCCAAGGACCCUGGAACCCCACCGGCCCCUGAACCAGGGGCCCUGGACCCGACACAGACACUGCUUACUGCACCCUCCCCCAAACAGUAGGAAACCCUGACUGGAGGGAAGGUGCAGCUGUACAGAAACUGAACAUUUGAGACAAACGGGUGGAGGUCUGCAGGUGUAUUUCCUGUUCUGUUGUCAUACCGACACCUUUCUGGGAGGUUUCUAUGUUCAAAUUUCAAUAAAGGCCGUUGCAGUAUUGUCA
This is a messenger RNA of Haplochromis burtoni (Burton's mouthbrooder), 1895 nucleotides long. RefSeq names its product interferon regulatory factor 5 (gene irf5). Lineage: Eukaryota; Metazoa; Chordata; Actinopteri; Cichliformes; Cichlidae. The record is from RefSeq and is a predicted model, not a curated record. The transcript has 9 exons. Gene Ontology annotation, biological process: immune system process; regulation of transcription by RNA polymerase II. Gene Ontology annotation, molecular function: protein binding; DNA-binding transcription factor activity, RNA polymerase II-specific; RNA polymerase II cis-regulatory region sequence-specific DNA binding. Gene Ontology annotation, cellular component: nucleus. Bases 253 to 1677 code for a protein of 474 amino acids.